UUGUGUGUCCGUUGAAACCAAACAGUGUUGAAAAUUUUUGCAGAGGCGAGAAGAAAGAGGAGGCUGUGGCUCUCUUUUUCUAACCCCUUUUCUUCUCUUUCUUUCACUUUCUUCAUUCCCUCUCUCCUUAAUUUCUCAGUAUUCUAUCAUGACCUUCUUCUUCUUCUUCUUCUUCCUCUUCUUCUUCUUCUUCUUCACUCUCUCAUAGCUUCCCCUUCUCUGUUAUGAAUCCCUCCACCGACGAACAACCAGCACCUCCUCCUCUUCCUCCUCCUUUGCCGCCUUUGCCCCACCGUCCUUCCGCCCCCUGCCCCCGUCACCCACAAGAACAUUUCACUGCUUUUUGCCCUUUAUGCCUCUGCGAGCGUCUCUCUGUACUCGAUUCCUCUGCUUCUGCUGCUUCUUCUUCUUCUUCCCGGAAACCCCAUUCCACUGCUGCCUCUGCUCUUAGAGCCAUUUUCAGACCUGCCCCUCCUAAUCGACCCUCUUCUUUUUUUCCUGAGCUUCGUCGUGCUAAAUCCUUUUCUGCUUCUAAGAACGAAGCCUUCUCUGCCGUCUUUGAACCGCAGAGGAAAUCUUGCGACGUUCGACUUCGUAACACUCUCUGUUCUCUCUUUUCUCAGGACGCUUCUGCUUCUUCUAGGCUUCUUGCUGCUCCUGGUCCUGAAAUUAUUCUUGAGAGUAAGAAUUUGGAGGACCCCAUUUCGUCCUGCCUUGAACCGCAGCCGGACGGCGACGGAGAAAUUAGGGUUUCUGGACAACCCAAUGUGGUGGAUGUUGUGAUUGAAAACGGUGUUCAGGAGAUUGUUGAGGAAGAAGAAGAAGAAAUUCAGGUCGAAUUAGGGUCAGAAUCGGUGCAACUACAGGAGGAGUUCAAAACCAUGAAGGAUCACAUAGAUCUCGAUUCGCACACGAAGAAGCCAGCCGGAAGGGGGAGCUUCUGGUCGGCGGCUUCAGUCUUCAGUAAGAAGCUGCAGAAAUGGAGGGAUAAACAGAAGGAGAAGAAGCAGAGAAAUGGCGGUGGAUCUACGACAUUGCCGGUGGAGAAACCAAUCGGACGCCAUUUCAGAGAAACCCAGUCGGAAAUUGCCGAUUACGGCUUCGGUCGACGAUCUUGCGAUAUUGAUCCGAGAUUUUCUCUCGAUGCCGGCCGAAUGUCCUUCGACGAUCCCCGUUAUUCCUUCGACGAACCUAGGGCUUCUUGGGACGGGUAUUUGAUCAGCAGAACUUUCCCAAGAAUGCCCACCAUGCUUUCCGUCGUUGAAGACGCCCCUAUCCAUGUCUUCCGUUCCGAUACCCAAAUUCCCGUCGAAGACUCCAUAAAUUCAACCAAUGAAGACGAAAAUAUCCCGGGCGGGUCUUCACAGACCCGAGAUUACUAUUCAGACUCUUCUUCCCGUCGACGGAAGAGCCUCGACCGGUCCAACUCCAUCAGAAAGACCGCCGCGGCUGUGGUGGCUGAGAUUGAUGACAUGAAAUCAUCUGUUUCGAACGCCAAAGUUUCUCCUGCAACUACAGAUGUCUGCCAUGGCCCAAAACUAGCCAUCCCAGAUAGAGAUUCAAACUCCAAUUCAAUGCGAGAUGACUGUUCCGGGUCCUUCGACGAUGCUGCAUCGGUGGUCGGGACGGGGAAUCGGAAAGAAGAGUCGAAAAAGUCCAAAGGGUGGGGGAAGGGUUGGAAAAUCUGGGGAUUGAUUAACCGGCGGGGUGGAAACAAAGAUGAGGAGGAAGACAGAGAGAGUAGUAGACCCAAUGGCGUGGAGCGGUCGUAUUCGGAGUCGUGGCCGGAGCUGCGUGGCGAUAGGAAUGGUGAUGUCAAAGGAGGAUUCAAUCCCAAAAUGUUUAGAAGUAACAGCAGUGUUAGUUGGAGGAGUUCAAGUAUGAUGGGUAGUGGAUAUUUCAGUAGCUCAAGGAAAAGCAAUGCAGAGUCUAAUGGGAAUGGGAAGAAGAAGAAAGAGGAGCCACAGCCAGUGUUGGAGAGGAAUCGGAGUGCUCGACAUUCUCCGACGAACGUCGACAAUGGACUUCUUCGAUUCUACCUGACGCCAUUGAGGGGCAGCCGGAGAGGCGGGUCGGGGAAGGUGAAACCAAAUCAAGCACAGUCCAUCGCAAGAAGUGUUCUUCGACUGUAUUAAACUGAUAUUUGGUUGGGGGAAGGAUUCAAUUCAAAAACAUGUUUUCUGGUUUAAAGUUGCUAUAUAUUUUUUUUAAAUUUUGUUCAAGCGUUUUCUUUACUGGGUUUAUUGGAAACGGAUGGAGAAACAGUUUCGAAAUUUUUAUUUAAUUUUCCAUUUGGAGUAGAAUGGAGAAUGGAUCAAUGAAGAAUGAAGAAGAAUGCUUCUUAAUUUACUCUAAAACUUUGCACGUGAUUUGAUUUCAUCGUUUGGCUAAGCAAAACCAGUUUAGAAUGAGACAGGCAAU
Molecule: messenger RNA, 2421 nt
Organism: Benincasa hispida (wax gourd)
Lineage: Eukaryota; Viridiplantae; Streptophyta; Magnoliopsida; Cucurbitales; Cucurbitaceae
Source: RefSeq, a predicted model, not a curated record